AUGUCUAAUAAACAUAAUUUGCCUGAUUUGCUGAGAAAUAAUGCAGCAUGCUCAGUGCUGGCAGUUAUUGCAGGAAUCCAAUUUGAAUGUUUAGUAAGGGUUCUCCACAGAAUUGGUAAAAGCAAACAAGACACUCUUUUUAAUAUACUAUGCCACAUCUUGAAGCUAAAAAUGAGACAGUGUGAAAUAUGCAAGAAUGCAGAAAAUGUACUGAAUAAUCAUGAUUGCGACAACAGCUUCAAAAAACUUUCAGAAAUUCAUAUUAGUGAAGGGGCUUAUACUAAACUUUGCAUUAAGGAAACAAUUCUGAAUAAAUCAUGUGUUACCGAUAACAAUAUUUUAAAAUUUUUGACUUACACAUUUUUCUGUGACCUGAAAGUUCUUUUAAUUAAAACUAAGUCAAAAGAGAUUCCUUUAAAUAAACAUAAGGUCAGUGGUAUUGCAACAGAUAAAGAUUUAGCGCAAAUGGUUAAGAAAUUUUUCAGUGACUUAAAAGACUUCUCUAUAGUUACAGAGUCAAAAGAGACCCAGUUAAGGGUACAUGAAGAUAAAAAGCCUAAAUUGAAAUCAGUAGAAUUAAAUGGUAGCAGUUCAAUUACAGAUGUUGGAGAGUGUGUAAAAUCAAAACCAGUGUCAUACAAAACAGAACAACAAAAUGACUCCAGAAAUACUGACGGUGAAUCACAACUGUUAGAUUUGUGGGUAAAACAGAAGCAGAUACCUACCACAGCACCAGUUUACCAUGUGUACAUGACACAGGUAAAGUCACAUCCACAAACAGUGAAUGGUAUUCCUUGGAACCUACUGAAUGCAGAACAGUUCAGGCUAGUCACAUUUGCACAGUAUCCUCACACUGCUAAAAAGUCUGCUAUUUUGCUAGCAAAUGAAGGAUUUGCUUACUGUGGGUCAGGUAGAGAUGAAGAUGAUACAGUUAUUUGUUAUUUUUGCUGUGCACUAAAACAAGGUUGGCAUGAAUCAGAAGAUAUUCAGGCAGCUCACAGAAUUCUGUCGCCGGAUUGUUGUAUGGUAACUGGCGCAAAUUGUAACAAUAUUCCAAUGACAUUACCUGUGAAUGGAGAAUCACUUUUUACUAGGUUUUACAGUCCAGAUGUUGCAAAUGAAAACACAACACAAAGUGCAAGAUAUAAGAGGAAAAAUGAAUUAGAAUGUGAUGGUUCUGAGGGUAGCACUCUGGCAGAAAAUAGGAAUAACGUGGCAGCACAAGCUUCUCAAGCUAGCAGAGAUAUUGGAUCUGUUCCUGUCUCUGAAUUGUCUAAAUCAGUGAACCAAACAGAUGUGCGGCCUGGUGCCUCAAACACACCUAUGAAUCUAGAAUCAACAAGACCCAAUGCCGCUCAUAACCAUCCUGUAAACAGUGGUGCCCCAUCACAUAACGUCAGUUCAAACAGUAGUUUAGUAAGCCCGUCAAGUGCCUCUGUAAUUCCAAACGGAACUCCAGCAGUAUCUGCUCAGCUGGGAAGCGUUAACAAUGUGUCAUCUACAGAAACAGCAGCAGCAUCCAGUAGGCAAGCGACAGCAGUUCAAACUCCAGGAUCAGAUAGGCAACCUACGAUACAGCAGACGACUGCAACAUCCCCAUCACAUGUUAACCAAAGCCCUCAGAAUUCGGCUUCUGUCGGAGGGACAACGACAUCUACAAACCAAAGCACUCAGAAUUCAGCUUCUGCUGGAGGGACGACAUCUACAAACCAAAGUGCCAGCCAGCCCCAGGGAAAUUCAUCAGAGUCUGCAACAGGUAAUGCUCAGAAUAAAGCACCAACAUAUGGAGACCUGGGUAUCAUCACCGAAAGACCUAAAAGAUUUGAAUAUGCUGUAACAGCCACUCGUUUUGCAUCCUUUGAACACUGGCCUAGAGAUCACCCUUUGAAAAAAGAGGAUUUGGCAGAGGCGGGAUUUUAUUAUGCAGGUUAUGGCGACUGUGCACGCUGCUUCUACUGUGGUGGUGGCCUGAGAAACUGGGAAGAUGAUGAUAAUGUGUGGGUGGAGCAUGCCAGGUGGUUUCCAAAAUGUGCCUACAUCCGACAAACAGUAGGACAACAGUUUGUGGAUACAGUGCAGGAGCUUAACAAACACAAUGACAAGAUUACAUAUAAGAUGGUGACGGAUAAAAUGGGCAGCUCCGCAGCAUCCUUUCAGCUAGAUACCAGGAGCAUGCCUUUGAAACGAGACCCGGCAGUUUUGACUGUUCUGGAGAUGGGUUACUGUGAAAAAGAUGUAAUUGAAGCUGCAAAAUAUGUCAAGGACACCUAUGGCACCCUAUCUUCAGAUAAAGUGUUUGAAAAGUUAGAGAUGGACGGAAAGUCCAGAAGUGGUGCUGAUCCUUUGGCUUCACCCAGUGGGAGCAGCAAGCGUGGCACAAAUCCAGCAAAGGAUGAGCAGGUGAUGAACAAACUGAAAGAAGAAAAUAGCCAGCUUCGUCAGCAAACAGUUUGUAAAAUUUGCAUGGACAAGGAAGUGGCUGUAGUAUUUCUUCCAUGUGGCCAUUUUGUUUCAUGUACAGAUUGUGCUGCAGCCAUGAAGGACUGUCCAGUGUGCAGGAAACAGGUCCGUGGAAUUGUGCGUGCUUUCAUGGGUUAA
Candidula unifasciata is the source of this 2598-nucleotide messenger RNA. The record is from the annotation of a GenBank genome assembly. Lineage: Eukaryota; Metazoa; Mollusca; Gastropoda; Stylommatophora; Geomitridae.